Molecule: messenger RNA, 1584 nt
Organism: Acanthocheilonema viteae
Lineage: Eukaryota; Metazoa; Nematoda; Chromadorea; Rhabditida; Onchocercidae
Source: the annotation of a GenBank genome assembly
AUGUCGCUGUAUGAUGAAGAUCAUUACAAUCCUGAAAUAUCCAGAGAUCGAUUCAAAUUAGAUGCAGUUUCGUUGAACAAGCCGCCAGAAGAAGUAUUCGAUGUUGUCGGAAAACUUGGCGAGGGAUCGUAUGGAUCAGUGCAUAAAGCAGUUCAUAAGGAAACGGGACAUGUCCUUGCAGUUAAGAAAGUACCUGUGGAUACGGAUUUACAAGAAAUAAUUAAGGAAAUUAGCAUAAUGCAACAAUGUGACAGUAAAUAUGUUGUUAAAUAUUACGGUUCAUACUUCAAAAACUCCGAUCUUUGGAUUGUUAUGGAAUAUUGUGGCGCAGGUUCAAUUUCUGAUAUUAUGAGGAUUCGUAAAAAAACACUGAAUGAAGCAGAAAUUGGUGCUGUUACCAGAGACGUUCUGAAAGGUUUACGUUACUUGCACGAUUUAAAGAAGAUCCAUCGAGAUAUCAAAGCUGGCAACAUAUUGCUGAAUGCAGAAGGUCAUGGAAAAUUAGCAGACUUUGGUGUCGCUGGCCAGUUAACGGAUACUAUGGCCAAAAGAAACACCGUUAUUGGAACACCGUUUUGGAUGGCACCAGAAGUGAUUCAAGAAAUUGGCUAUGACACAAAAGCUGACAUUUGGUCCCUCGGAAUCACUGCUAUGGAAAUGGCGGAAGGUCGUCCACCGCAUGCUGAUAUCCAUCCAAUGAGGGCUAUUUUCAUGAUUCCAACAAAGCCACCACCAACAUUGAAAUGUGAAGCCGACUGGUCAUUAGAUUUUGUAAAUUUUGUUGGUCAAUGUUUGAUUAAAAAUCCUGAUGAGAGAAAAUCUGCGCAUGAUUUGCUGGAGCAUCCAUUCGUGGUUAAUGCACCACCAUCAACUGUUUUAUUGAACAUGAUUGAUGAAGCUCGGGGCAUCACUGAUUUUGCUGCUCAAGAAGUACAGGAGCGUAUACUGGAAGACACAGGUGACUCUACCAUAGUACAUGAAAGAAUACAUGGUGAUGAAUUCAGUGAAAUGGAAGAUAUGACACUUAUACGGCAUGAUAUUCCAUCAACACCAACCAACGGUCAUUGUUAUAAAAUGGUGCCUUCAGAAACAAUUAUGCAGCAGAAUUUGGUGCGAAUGACUGAAAUUCGUUCUCCAGGUGAUACAGGUUAUGUACAUAACCUGCAACAAGCAAAUGCAGUAGCUGAAGGAGGAAAGCCAUUGGAACUACACAAUCAUAAGAUGCUCUAUGUAAACCAAAAAUUGGAGGAGCAAAAGCUGGGUCAAAUACCUCCGGUGAAUGGUGGUGCCCAUUGUGGUGAUGCCAAUAUGAUGAACGAUAUUGGUGUACCACAAACAUUCUUCAGCACCGAUUCUUCUUAUGACACUUCAUAUAUUGAUCAGCAUUUUAACAAAGCAUAUAUAGAUGGCGACUACAGUUUUCUAGCUGAACUUCCAUUAGAAGAAUUAGUGCGACGAAAAGCAAAUCUAGAAGCUGAUAUGGAUGUAGAAUUACGCGAGUUGCAAGCGCGCUAUCAAACCAAAAGGCAGCCAAUUUUGGAUGCGAUCGAAAAUAAAAAAGCCAAAGUAACUCAGUAUUUAUAA